This is a messenger RNA of Chlamydomonas reinhardtii, 3018 nucleotides long. RefSeq lists its product as uncharacterized. The record is from RefSeq and is a predicted model, not a curated record. Lineage: Eukaryota; Viridiplantae; Chlorophyta; Chlorophyceae; Chlamydomonadales; Chlamydomonadaceae. The coding region runs from base 78 to 2129 and encodes 683 amino acids. The transcript is spliced from 6 exons.
CGAAAACUUCAAUUUAGUCUUCUUAAAACUUUUAGCGACCUUUGACCCCCGACUCCGAGACUUUUGCAAUCGCGGCGAUGCUGCUCCUUCGCGCGCACACCGUGCGGACGGCACCGCUGCGAAGUCUAAAUGGCGAACGUUUUGUUUAUGGACUCCCAGGCCGUGUGGUGUUCCUGCGGCGGAACGCCUCGGUCUCCAAACCCGAUUCUGUCGAGACCCAGGGCAAGAACGACAAGGAAAGUCAUUCAACCGAUGUUCAUGGCAGCCACGAGCACGCUCACGCACAAGGCGGUGACCACUGUAGCCACGGUCUUGGUCACGCACAUGCUGAAUCGCAUCAGCAUUCCGGCUCAGAGCACGGACACGGCCAUGGCCACGGCGAGCAUCACGGCGGUGUCGAGGGUGCGGUGCACCAGGUGCAGCACCGUGCGGCCGAGAAGUCAGCGUUCAAGUUCCUGGAGGCUGUCGCGGAGCGCCUUACCAGCAAGCAGGUCAUGCAGCACGUGGGAGGCAAGGUGCUGAGCCAGGCCGCUGAGAAGGCCACAGAGCGCGUGGCCGAGCGUGGCGCAGAGCGCCUUGCUCAACGUGUUGCAGAGCGCGCUGGCGAGAGGCUCGGCGAGCGCGUGGGGGAGCGUGUCGCCGAGCGCGCCGGGGAGCGCAUGGCUGAGCGCCUGGGAGAGCGCAUGGCAGAGCGCGUGGGCGAAAGGAUGGCGGAGCGUGUCGGGGAGCGCGUCGCCGAGCGGGCUGGCGAGCGCCUGGCUGAGAGGGUCGGCGAGCGAGUGGCGGAGCGUGUGGGCGAGCGCAUGGCAGAGCGUGUUGGGGAGCGCGUCGCCGAGCGGGCCGGCGAGCGGCUCGCAGAGCGCGUUGGUGAGCGCAUGGCGGAGCGUGCCGGAGAGCGCCUGGCGGAGCGCGUAAGCGUGUCGGCUGCUGGCAAGCUGGGAGAGCGCGUGGGAGAGCGCGUGGCAGAGCGCGUCGCCGGGCAGGCAGGAGAGCGCGCGGCGGAGCGCAUCGGCGAGCGCACCCUGACGCGCGGCCGCUUCCACGCCGGCGGUCAUGGCGUCGAGCUGCUGGCGGGCCGUGUGGUUGAGCCCUCGGCCGCGCGCGCGCUGGAGCACGGCACUGCCGCCGCCGCGGGCCAUGGCGCAGUGGCGGCGGCGGCGCACGGCGGCGAACGCAGUGGCCUGGGCCUACUGGACAAGCUGCUGCAGAAGGUGCUGGGUAGCAAGCUUGGCCGGCGGCUGCUGACGCCGGCGCUGCUGGGCCGCGUCGGGCGCGGAGCCAUGGUGGCGCUGCCGGCGGUGGGGGCGCUGUUCGUGGCGCACCUGGCGCACCAGGACUAUGAGCGCAUGAUGGAGGAGCGCGAGAACAACCACCUGGCCGCCUUCGUGGGCUUCGCGGUGGCGUUCGCCUUCGACGUGCUGGACGUGCUUGCGCACAUUGUGGUGGUGGUGGGCCUGCUACACCAACACUUCCACGUGGGGCUACACGUGCCGCACAGCGUGCUGCACAGCGUGGAGAGCGCCGGCAUCGCCAUCGCCAUCAUCUCCACCGUGGCCGCGGCCACCGCCGAGAUCCUGGCCAUGCGCCGUGGCAUGCGGCUAGCCCAGGAGGCCGCCACCGCCGCCGCCACCGCCUCCGUUGACUUGACCGCGACCGCCGAGGCUCGCGGGCCCGGCAAGACCGGCGUGCUGGCUGCCUCGCAGCCGGGCAUGCUGCAGGCGAGCUGGCACGGCGGCGCGUCCGGCGCGGAGGCGCACCAGCACGGACAUGCCGAGGCAGCCGGCGGCGAGGCGGCGGCUUUGUCGGGCGAGCACGCGGCGCGGCUGGCGGGCAGUGCGGUGAAGGCGGCUGCCAUUGCAGCGCACAUCCGUGCCAGCGGCAAGGUGGGUGCGGCGUCGGCGGCGGUGCGCGGCGGGCCGCUGGCGGCUUCCUUCCAGCAGGGCGCCGGCCUGCCGGUCAGCAGCGGCAGCAACGGAAGCGGCGGCGUGCGCUCGUUUGUCACGUCGGCGCGGCUGGAUGCGGUGGCGGCGGCGGCCGCGGCGGCGGCGGCGUCUGUUGCAGCUAGCAUCUCGUCUGGCAACAGCGGCAUUGCGGCCGGCCCCCGCGUCAUGUCUAGCACUUGGCACUGAGCCCCAUCGCUCUGUGCAGCUGACCUGACACUUCACACCACAACCGCAUAGCUAGCGAGCAAUUUGAGACGGUGCACUACGGCGGGAGUUACGGGGGCGGUUGGCUAGGACGGUGAUUGCUUGGGCUUGGAGGCAGCCGUGGUUCAAUGGACAAUCACAAAUAUGCAGGACUAGUGACAUCUCUGCAUGACACGUGAGACAACCCUGGCGUGAGCCAGACUUGAUGUCGGCUACAUUUAUACAUCGGAGGCACGGUAGGUCUAUGGGUGGGGGUGGGGGCGGCACGGUCGCGUGGCCGUGGCCUUGGGCUGAGGGGUUGCCAAAUACCCAAUAGCUUGCUGAAUAAUAGCAAUGUGCUGCUGCACACUGAUUCCUGAAGAGUACGUCUACCGUAACUUUUUAAGAAGCUUUUUUGGAGGAAUGGGGAGUGGCAACAGUGACCUGUCAAAUACGAGCAUGUGCGCGAGCCCCCAUUUGAGCAUCCGUAUGCAUAUUAUUUUGUCGUGCGUUGGCCUGUGCAUUGCGGGGCAUAUGGCGCGCACAGGCAUGUGGACGAAUAGGACUAGAGUACACCCCGGUAGUGGCGCCCUACCGGACGCUAGUAGGCUGGUAUGGAUGGGUUGGGGCCUGAGAGUUAUGACGGGUCCUACAUGGCAGUAGGCUGAUAGUACUAGUGAAUGUGAGGCAAGCGCUGGUCAAGGUUUGGUGCCGAUAGUGCCCCUGUGACGUAUGUGGCUCCUCACGCCAAGCGGAGCUGCCUUGCUCCGAGAACUGCGGCAGCAGGUCCAUCUUGUGACCACGGGGAUUCCAAUCACGCCGUCCGGCCUGGGUUGUUGUUCGCUUUACUGGUUGCGGCAGCAGGUCCGUCUUUUAACCAUGCAAUACACGA